Moesziomyces antarcticus is the source of this 2433-nucleotide messenger RNA. Its product is annotated as nucleic acid-binding protein. Bases 1 to 2433 code for a protein of 810 amino acids. Gene Ontology annotation, biological process: DNA recombination; DNA repair. The transcript is spliced from 5 exons. NCBI's taxonomy places the organism in Eukaryota, Fungi, Basidiomycota, Ustilaginomycetes, Ustilaginales, Ustilaginaceae. The record is from RefSeq and is a predicted model, not a curated record. Gene Ontology annotation, molecular function: ATP binding; DNA ligase (ATP) activity.
AUGUUGACGAGCGUGACGAUGGCCGAGGUCAUCGACCCGGAGACUGCAGUCCUCCACAUACCCAAGAUGAUCCGGCAGGAUGAAUACGGCUACCGCACCAGCGUCGAGGCCAAGGAUGUUGUUCCGCUCAGCCACAUUCCCCUCAACGAGCCGUUUCAUAUAUCCAGACCAGGCACAACAGCAUCCUCAUUCGUUCUCAAGCGGUUUGCGGAGGGCUACUACAUCUGCUCUUGCCCCGCUUGGAAGUUCAGCACGGAGCGAGACAAGAUGCGCAAGACUUGCCAGCACCUCAAGGAUGUGCUCGGAGAAGCAUACGAGACAGAGCGCAUCUCUCUCGCUCAGGAGGCCAAGAGCACCAUCUGGGAGAUCAACAAGUUCCGCAGAACCACCUCGCAGGGACAUCACACUCGCCACAUGCAUGCCAAAGGUGUGCUCGACGACCACUUUCGUCAGCUCUCGCAGAGCCAACCCGAGCCAUCCACAUCCAAGUUGGAGAAUGGCAAAGAUCCCCCAGUCCCAGAUCAAGCAGGUAGCGAAGCAGGUCCCAGUAAGCCUUCGGGCUCAACCUUGAAGCGUCGCGAAAAACCGGCCAACGAUAGCGAGACCGAGACCGAGACAGAGGAUGAGGCUCUCCCCGAAACCCAGCGGACACGUACAGGUCCGCCUCUGCCACCGCCAACGGUCCCGAAGCCUCCGACAGCUACUGCUUCGCUCAGCAGGUCUCGGCCUGUUGAUGAAGACGAAGACGAGGAUCGGGAAGCAUUCGACCCUGACAGCAUACAUGCGUCGCCCUCAAAGCGGGCCCGGCGCGGCAGAGCUUCGGCGCGUGAUGAUACCGACAACAAGAUCUCUCUGCUUUUAGCGAAACCUUGGCUGUUGGAAGCCGACCCGUCCAAGCCUCGAUCCAAAGCCAUGGAUCCCAACAACUGGUGGGUUAGCGAGAAGCUCGACGGGGUGAGAGCUUUCUGGGACGGACAGAGGCUAUACUCUCGUCAGAAGAUCGAGUGGAACGCACCAACAUGGUGGAAAGAGCGCCUGCCGAAGGACAUCACUCUCGACGGCGAGCUGUGGAUGGCGAGGGGCAUGUUCUCUCAGACGUCGCAAAUUUGCCGUACAACUGUAAGAUUGGGCCGCUUGCGAACCUUUUCCCACUUUCUCCAACGCGAUUCGAUGGAACGCCAGUGGCUGCGCGAACAGCUCGGCGGCCGACUCGCAAGCCAAGAUCGCCUGCUUGCCGAGAAGUCUGCAGUGACAUAUCAGGCGCUCGGCCGAAGAGAGACCGGCGCACCAGACAGUGCGGUCCCAUCGUCGUCUGCUUGGAAGACACUCAAGGCUUCCGUCCUCAAAGCUAGCGCACGCACGAGCAAACGAGCAUUGCGACGCAAGCUCAAGCGUAGUCCAAUUGGGCGCGCCUCUCUGUCGCGCUCCUUGUUGCUAGCCUUGCUCGGUCGGUCGGCCGGCCCUUCGAGCAGGUCUAAGCCGGCGAGUGGUCCCAAGCUCGCUUGUCGACGUCCUGUGACUGUAAAGCGAUGUACCCGGUGCGGCAAGAUUCUGCAGCGACGACGAACAAAGCCAGUACCUGCCCAAGAGCCGGCAUCGAAUGACCCGCCGCGUCGAGAAUCUGUCGUCGAGGUGCACAGGACGAAUGCUGAUCAGCUUCCAUCCGAUAUUCUUCUGAUGCCCACAUCGACUUCCAAUUCCGCUCUCGACGCCGGACCAAUCAACACCACUCCAUCUUCGUCUCGUCGGCCGCAUCCCUAUGCGAUGCUCGGUUCCUUGCGGUCGACUCACACCUAUACGCAUGUGUGUCGGCGCAAAUCGAAGAGCUCGAGCGAAUGGAAUCGGAUCAAGUUUAUGAUCUUCGACUCGCCAUCGAUGGGCUCGAGGCCGGUCGAGGAGCGAUGGGCCGAGCUCGAAAAGCGAUUCGGAUCAACCGAUGGUCUCGAUAUCGAUGCCAUCCACGGAUCGUCGAUCAAGCUGGUCCAGCACGUCAAAUGCGAGGGACGCGACCACCUGAUCGAACUAAUGGAGACGGUCGAGUCGAAAGGCGGAGAAGGGCUGAUGCUCCGACAGCCGGGCUCCAAGUACGAAGGCCGCAGAGGCAACACACUGUUCAAGCUCAAGUCGUGGUACGAUGCCGAGGCCGAGGUAAUCGGCUACGCGAACGGCACCGGCAGGCACGAAGGACGCACCGGAUCGCUCGUCGCGCGCAUGGAGUGCGGCACCGUCUUCCGUGUCGGUACAGGUCUUUCGGACGCCCAACGAGACAAUCCGCCACCGAUUGGGAGCAUCAUCAACUACCGCUUCUUUGAGCUUAGCGAAGACGGCUAUCCGCGAUUCCCAGCCUUCCGCGGCAUCGCUUGGGAUAAGACCCGGCCUAAAGAUGCGGUGCUUCGACCGCGAGCAGGCGCUCCCGAAGACGCUGAUGAAUAA